Charadrius vociferus (killdeer) is the source of this 2738-nucleotide messenger RNA. It is a transcript of the gene FGFR2, whose product is annotated as fibroblast growth factor receptor 2. The transcript is spliced from 19 exons. Gene Ontology annotation, biological process: multicellular organism development; protein phosphorylation; fibroblast growth factor receptor signaling pathway. Gene Ontology annotation, cellular component: signaling receptor complex; membrane. Gene Ontology annotation, molecular function: fibroblast growth factor receptor activity; ATP binding; fibroblast growth factor binding. The record is from RefSeq and is a predicted model, not a curated record. NCBI's taxonomy places the organism in Eukaryota, Metazoa, Chordata, Aves, Charadriiformes, Charadriidae.
AUGAGGAGUCCCUGCUUUCUGCCGGCAGAUGGUCAGGUGCAGGAGCCGGCAAAAAUCGUCAGCAGCAGCCGUCGUUCCACGGGAGGAGGUCUUACCCCGGCCGAAGGCACUGCUUUCUCUCCAUGCUUCUCUAGAGGUGUUCAGAUGGGAUUAAAGUCCACAUGGAGAUAUGGAAAUGGACCAGGAAUUUACUGUAAAAAGAUGGUCGGCUGGGAUUCGGGUUGCCUUAUCUGCCUGGUGGUGUUCACCAUGGCUGGACUUACCCUGGCUCGACCUUCGUUUAAUUUAGUUGUCGAAGACGCCACGCUGGAACCUGAAGAGCCGCCAACCAAAUACCAAAUCUCUCAGCCAGAUGUAUAUUCCGCGCUUCCAGGAGAACCGCUUGAGUUGCGCUGUCAAUUGAAAGACGCCGUCAUGAUCAGUUGGACUAAAGAUGGGGUCCCUUUGGGGCCCGACAAUAGGACAGUGAUUAUUGGGGAGUACUUACAAAUUAAGGAUGCUGCACCCAGAGAUUCGGGCCUCUAUGCUUGCACUGCUGUUAGGACCCUAGACAGUGAUACUCUGUACUUCAUUGUAAAUGUUACAGAUGCUCUUUCCUCUGGGGAUGAUGAAGACGACAAUGAUGGGUCCGAGGACUUUGUGAAUGACAGCAACCAGAUGAGGGCACCCUAUUGGACACAUACGGACAAAAUGGAGAAAAGGCUACACGCGGUGCCAGCGGCCAACACUGUCAAGUUUCGUUGUCCGCAUCGUAUUGGUGGAUAUAAGGUCCGCAACCAGCACUGGAGUCUCAUCAUGGAGAGCGUGGUCCCGUCUGACAAAGGAAACUAUACGUGCAUAGUGGAAAACCAGUACGGCUCCAUCAAUCACACGUACCAUCUCGACGUUGUUGAGCGAUCCCCGCACAGACCCAUCCUCCAAGCUGGCCUCCCAGCAAACGCCUCUGCAGUCGUUGGAGGUGACGUUGAGUUUGUCUGCAAAGUCUACAGCGAUGCUCAGCCUCAUAUUCAGUGGAUAAAACACGUAGAGAAGAAUGGCAGUAAAUACGGACCAGAUGGACUGCCGUAUCUCCAGGUUUUAAAGGCUGCCGGUGUUAACACCACGGACAAAGAAAUUGAGGUUCUCUAUAUACGGAAUGUAACUUUUGAGGAUGCUGGGGAGUAUACAUGCUUGGCGGGUAAUUCUAUUGGGAUAUCCUUUCACACUGCAUGGUUGACAGUUCUGCCAGCUCCUGAAAAAGAAAAAGAAUACCCGACGUCUCCAGACUACCUGGAAAUAGCAAUUUACUGCAUAGGGGUCUUCUUAAUUGUCUGCAUGGUGCUGACAGUCAUCCUGUGUCGCAUGAAGAACACCACCAAGAAGCCCGACUUCAGCAGCCAGCCCGCUGUCCAUAAGCUGACAAAGCGAAUCCCUCUGCGCAGACAGGUAACAGAAAGUAGAUAAAGAGUGUCGGCCGACUCGAGCUCCUCCAUGAAUUCCAACACGCCUCUGGUGAGGAUAACUACUCGCCUCUCCUCUACUGCUGAUGCCCCCAUGCUGGCAGGAGUCUCGGAGUAUGAAUUGCCAGAAGACCCAAAAUGGGAAUUUCCAAGAGAUAAGCUGACGCUGGGUAAACCCCUGGGAGAAGGUUGCUUUGGGCAAGUCGUCAUGGCCGAAGCGGUGGGGAUUGACAAAGACAGGCCAAAAGAAGCGGUGACUGUGGCAGUGAAGAUGUUGAAAGAUGAUGCUACAGAAAAAGAUCUGUCUGACCUGGUGUCAGAGAUGGAGAUGAUGAAGAUGAUUGGGAAGCAUAAAAAUAUCAUCAAUCUCCUUGGAGCCUGUACCCAGGAUGGUCCAUUGUACGUGAUAGUAGAAUAUGCUUCCAAAGGAAACCUGCGUGAGUACCUGCGAGCACGCCGCCCCCCAGGGAUGGAGUAUUCGUUUGAUAUUAACAGGGUACCAGAAGAGCAGAUGACAUUCAAGGACUUAGUGUCAUGCACAUACCAGUUGGCAAGAGGCAUGGAGUACCUGGCUUCACAAAAAUGUAUCCAUCGAGACUUGGCUGCAAGAAAUGUUUUAGUAACUGAAAAUAAUGUCAUGAAAAUAGCAGACUUCGGUUUAGCCAGAGACAUCAACAAUAUAGAUUAUUAUAAAAAGACUACUAAUGGACGGCUUCCAGUAAAGUGGAUGGCUCCAGAAGCUCUGUUUGACAGAGUUUACACGCAUCAAAGUGAUGUAUGGUCGUUUGGUGUGUUAAUGUGGGAGAUCUUCACCUUAGGAGGAUCCCCUUACCCAGGAAUCCCAGUGGAGGAACUUUUUAAGCUGCUUAAAGAAGGGCACCGAAUGGAUAAACCUGCCAACUGCACCAAUGAGCUCUAUAUGAUGAUGAGAGAUUGCUGGCAUGCUGUGCCUUCACAGAGACCAACUUUUAAGCAGUUGGUGGAAGACUUGGAUCGGAUUCUCACUCUCACAACUAAUGAGGAGUAUCUGGACCUCAGUGGACCUCUCGAACAGUAUUCACCUAGUUACCCUGACACGAGGAGUUCGUGUUCUUCAGGUGACGACUCUGUUUUUUCUCCCGAUCCAAUGCCUUAUGAACCUUGUCUUCCCAAGUACCAACACAUGAAUGGAAGUGUUAAAACAUGAAAAGAAAUCAUACAGAGGAAUAAAGAAACAAGAACAUCAAGCUACCUACCAUAUACAAAGCAAAAUCUUUUCUCCAGGACCUUAAUGUUUCUGCUUGUACAUAUGAAAUAUGG